Pneumocystis carinii B80 is the source of this 1113-nucleotide messenger RNA. RefSeq lists its product as hypothetical. NCBI's taxonomy places the organism in Eukaryota, Fungi, Ascomycota, Pneumocystomycetes, Pneumocystales, Pneumocystaceae. The transcript is spliced from 10 exons. Gene Ontology annotation, cellular component: fungal-type vacuole membrane; Mon1-Ccz1 complex. Bases 1 to 1113 code for a protein of 370 amino acids. Gene Ontology annotation, biological process: protein targeting to vacuole; vesicle-mediated transport. The record is from RefSeq and is a predicted model, not a curated record.
AUGCACAAUUUUAAUGAGGCAUCAAAAUCUCAAAAAGAUAAGAUAAAUGUGGAUCCUACAGAAGACAUAUCAUUUCUUAAAAAUUAUGAUCUUAAUGAUCUAAAAGUAUGCAAUGAAGAUUUUAAAAAUAAAACCAGUAAUAUGGAAAUACAGAAACCUAAAAAACACUUUUUUAUACUUUCAAGAGCAGGAAAACUUAUAUACUCUAAAUACGGAGAUGAGAUAAUAAUAUCAGAAUAUAUGGGAAUUAUACAAACAAUUAUAAAUCUUUUUUAUAAAAAAGAAGAUAAUCUUAAAAGCUUUAGAUCAAAUAAUUUAACAGUGGUUGUUUUAUCAGAAGGUCCAUUAUACCUAGUAGGUAUUUCAAAGCUCCAAGAAUCAGAAAUUCAGAUUAAAGCGCAACUAAAUAUACUAUAUACUCAAAUAGCAAUAGUACUUACACUAAACAAAUUAUUAAAUAUUUUUAAUCAUAAAGAAAAUUUUGACCUAAGAAGACUUUUAGGAAACACAGAAAUAUUUCUCGAUGCACUUUCAGAUAUGAUUGUUGAAGGAGAACCUUCUGUUCUGCUUAACGGAUUGCAAUGCUUACGGUUAAAAAAGACUGUUAGAGAAAAAAUAGAUUCUAUCCUAAUUAAGACAAGAGCAAAAAAAUUAUUAUGUGGAAUAAUUGCAUCAAAUCUAUGUAUAGUUAGUAUCAUAAAACCACAAAACCAAUUAUUUUUAUUGUUUUCUAUGAUUUUUAAUACUACUUCAUUUAAAGAUGAAACAGAGCAUUGGAUACCAUUAUGUUUUCCUAAAUUCGAUCCUAAAGGAUUUACAUAUUGUUAUAUAACUUUCAUAUGUGAUUCGACUGCACUUAUAUUAAUUUCAACAGAUAAGGAUGCUUUUUUUGAAAUGAGGGAAAUGAAACAAAAUAUUAUUAAUGAUUUUAAAAUUCAUGGUAUUUUGGAUAUAAUAAAAUUUGCAGCAGAAACAUCAUAUACAACACUUGAUACUAAUACUCCUUGUAUCUAUCAUUUUAUCUACAAAUCAAAAAUGGAUACUCAAUUUACUAUGCCACAAUGGAAAACAUCUGAAAAAAAUCUUCAAAAAAAAAAAAUGGCUCAUUUAUGA